AUGGGACGAGGGCGGCCGCCAAAAAAAUCGGUGCCUCCACCACCAUUUUCUCCGGUGGUCUCUACUCCGGUAACUCAAUCGAACUCGCGAAGCCAUAAUGUCAGCAAGAAUCUCAACACAGCAGAAAUUGGGGGAAUCAAAGACCUUGGAGAAACCUCAGAUGCUCGGGAAGACGGAAGUAUUAAGGAAAAGCGCAAAGAAGUAGACCUGGAAAAACCUAAUCAAACUGCAACUCCUGAAGAAGGGCGGAAGCUAUGGGCUGAUGUGUUAAAGGAUAAUAGGAAUCCGGCGAAAGGUUGUGCUAUGAAGUUCAUACCCCCUCAAGUCGUGGAUGGGAAAAUAGAGGUUCUAAUUGAAGAAGAUGAUGUCAGUUCUGAAGUCAAGUUCUGGGAAUCUUCUCUGGUUCUUUAUGCAAUGGGAGCGGAUUUGAGUAUGAAUGCUGUCAAGAAUUUUAUGACCAGAUCUUGGAACUUUGUUCAACUGCCGGACAUGUAUUUCAAUGAUGAAGGGUAUUUCAUUCUCCGGUUCAAAUCAUUCACAGAUCGAGACGAAGUUUUGCUGAGAGGACCGUACAUGUUAAGAAACAUUCCUUUGUUGAUUCGUGAAUGGAGACCAGAUUUCAAGAUCAAGGAUGAGCUAUUGUGA
Molecule: messenger RNA, 645 nt
Organism: Lathyrus sativus (Indian pea)
Lineage: Eukaryota; Viridiplantae; Streptophyta; Magnoliopsida; Fabales; Fabaceae
Source: the annotation of a GenBank genome assembly